GAAGCCUUCCAGGUGGCUUGCGGCUCUUUUUUUCCCGCUCGGGGCCAGGUAUCCUCCGUUGCUGCCAAGCUUGGGGUUUACCCUUCACGUCGCACCAAAUUGAAAUAGAAUUAGAGAAGAAAACGGAUCCAUAGUAAAAUGUCUCGAAAAAUUUCUAAGGAAUCAAAAAAAGUGAAUAUCUCUAGUUCUCUGGAAUCUGAAGAUAUUAGUUUAGAGACAACAGUUCCGACAGAUGAUAUUUCCUCAUCAGAAGAGCAAGAGGGUAAAGUCAAAAUCACCAGGCAGCUAAUUGAACGAAAAGAACUACUUCAUAAUAUUCAGUUACUGAAGAUAGAGCUAUCCCAGAAAAAUAUGAUGAUCGACAAUUUGAAAGUGGAUUAUCUUACAAAGAUUGAAGAAUUGGAGGAGAAACUUAAUGAUGCACUUCACCAGAAGCAGCUACUAACAUUGAGAUUAGACAACCAAUUGACUUUUCAACAGAAGGAUGCCAGAAAAUAUCAAGAAUUAAUGAAACAAGAAAUGGAAACCAUUUUAUUGAGACAGAAACAACUAGAAGAGACAAAUCAUCAGCUAAGAGAGAAAGCUGGAGACGUUCGUCGGAACCUACGAGACUUUGAGUUGACAGAAGAGCAAUAUAUGAAACUAAAAGCUUUUCCUGAAGAUCAGCUUUCUAUUCCUGAAUAUGUAUCUGUUCGGUUCUAUGAACUAGUAAAUCCAUUAAGAAAGGAAAUCUGUGAACUGCAAGUGAAAAAGAAUGACCUAUUAGAAGAAUUAAGUACAAACAAAGACCAGCUGAAGCAACUGACAGAGACAUACGAGAAAGAUCGAAGAAACUACUCUGAGCUUCAAAUUAGAUGUCAACGUUUGGCCUUAGAAUUAGCAGACACAAAACAGUUAAUUCAGCAAGGUGACUACCGUCAACAGAACUAUGAUAAAGUCAAGAGUGAACGUGAUGCAUUUGAACAGGAAGUAACUGAGCUUAGGAGAAAACAUGAAAUACUUGAAGCCUCUCAUGUAGCUCAAGCUAAAGAAAGAAGUGAAUUAUCAAAAGAGGUAGCCACCUUACAGCAGACUGUUACUCUACUGCAAAAAGAUAAAGAAUAUCUCAAUCGCCAAAACAUGGAGCUUAGUGUUCGCUGUGCCCAUGAGGAGGAUCGCCUUGAAAGACUUCAAGCUCAACUUGAGGAAACCAGAAAGGCUAGAGAAGAGAUGUAUGAAAAAUAUGUAACAUCCAGAGACCAUUAUAAAACAGAAUAUGAAAAUAAACUACAUGAUGAACUGGAACAAAUCAGAUUGAAAGCUAAUCAAGAAAUUGAUCAACUUCGAAGUGCCUCUAGGGAAAUGUAUGAACGGGAAAACAGAAAUCUCCGAGAAGCAAGGAAUAAUGCUAUGGCUGAAAAGGAUCGAGCAGUGAUGGCUGAAAAGGAUGCUCUAGAAAAACAUGAUCAGCUCUUAGACAGGUACAGGGAGCUGCAACUAAGUACAGAAAGCAAAGUAACAGAAUUUCUUCAUCAAAGUAAAUUAAAAGCUUUUGAAAGUGAGCGUAUACAACUUCUACAAGAAGAAACUGCAAGAAAUCUCACACAGUGUCAAUUGGAAUGUGAAAAAUAUCAGAAAAAAUUGGAGGUUUUAACUAAGGAAUUUUAUAGUCUCCAAGCCUCUUCUGAAAAACGCAUUACUGAACUUCAAGUACAGAACUCUGAUUAUCAGUCAAGGUUAGACAUUUAUGAGAAAUUGGAAAAAGAGCUUGAUGAAAUAAUAAUGCAAACUGCGGAAAUUGAAAAUGAAGAUGAGGCUGAAAGGGUUCUUUUUUCGUAUGGCUACGGUGCUAAUGUUCCCACAACAGCCAAAAGACGACUAAAGCAAAGUGUCCACUUGGCAAGGAGAGUGCUUCAGUUAGAGAAACAAAAUUCAUUGAUUGUAAAAGACCUGGAGCAUCAAAAGGACCAAGUAACACAGCUUUCACAAGAGCUUGACAGGGCCAAUUCUCUAUUAAACCAGACUCAACAACCUUACCGAUAUCUCAUUGAAUCGGUGCGUCAGAGAGAUUCAAAGAUUGAUUCACUGACAGGAUGUAUUGCACAACUUGAGAAAGAUGUCAGCAAUUUAAAUAAAGAAAAGUCAGCCUUACUACAGAUGAAGAAUCAAAUGGCAUUAGAUUUAGAACAACUUCUAAAUCAUCGUGAGGAAUUAGCAGCAAUGAAACAGAUUCUCAUUAAUAUGCGUAGUAAACAUUCUGAAAACAACUUACUUCUUACUAAAACGGAAUCAAAAAAUGUGACAGAAAAUCAGAAAUCAAAGACUUUGUAUGUGCCUAGACAACAUGAAGACAAUACAUUUAUACCCAAACCAACACUAUUUACUAAAAAAGAAGCACCUGAGUGGUCUAAGAAACAAAAGAUGAAGACCUGAUGUUCUGAAUGGGAAGCAUUUGCUGUAUCAUUAUCAGCUCCUGAAGUUAUCUUUCUGAUAGGAAGAAAAUCAUCUUAAUCAUGUAC
This is a messenger RNA of Cynocephalus volans (Philippine flying lemur), 2498 nucleotides long. It is a transcript of the gene PIBF1, whose product is annotated as progesterone immunomodulatory binding factor 1. Lineage: Eukaryota; Metazoa; Chordata; Mammalia; Dermoptera; Cynocephalidae. Bases 139 to 2412 code for a protein of 757 amino acids. The record is from RefSeq and is a predicted model, not a curated record. Gene Ontology annotation, cellular component: centriolar satellite. The transcript is spliced from 18 exons. Gene Ontology annotation, biological process: cilium assembly.